Molecule: messenger RNA, 1649 nt
Organism: Cydia fagiglandana
Lineage: Eukaryota; Metazoa; Arthropoda; Insecta; Lepidoptera; Tortricidae
Exons: 10
Coding region: 28-1620 (530 amino acids)
Biological process (GO): fatty-acyl-CoA biosynthetic process; long-chain fatty acid metabolic process
Molecular function (GO): long-chain fatty acid-CoA ligase activity
Source: RefSeq, a predicted model, not a curated record
GGACGUAGUACACGAAAUUGUAUUGAAAUGUUAAAACACCCUUUUUACCAAUACGGCGCUUUGGAUUUGGAGUUACCAGUGAAUUUGAACUUUAGUGAGUUUAUAUUGAACAAGCUUGUGGAAUAUAAAGAGAAAACUAUUAUCAAUGGAACCACAGAAGAAACCAUCACCUACGGCGAGAUCGCCCAAAAGGCGAUGAAUCUCGCCAUCUCUCUCUCUCGCCUGGGCGUCAGAAAGGGACAGGUUGUGGGAAUAUGCUCUGAGAACAGAACAGAGUUCUGGAGCACCGUUGUGGGCUCCAUAUGUACCGGGGCCUCGUUUACCACAUUCAACAUGAUGUACACGAAACAUGAGCUAACCCAUGUUGCUGGGAUAUCGAAGCCGAAAUGCGUCUUCUUAUCGCCGCUGGCUUACAAAAUGCACGAAAAAACCUUGAAAUCUUUGAAAUAUGUUGAGAAAAUCAUCGUUUUUGGUGACGAAAACCCGGCGGGAACUAUUUCGUACAAUGACUUGGUGUCAGCUCAAAACGUGAAAUACGAGGAAUUCCGAGCCGUCGACGUGGAGGGUCCGGAUGAAACGCUGUUUAUACUGUACUCCUCAGGCACCACCGGUCUCCCAAAAGGUGUCGCUUUGACACAUCGCAACGCGCUCACCUCUAGCAAUUCAAAAGGCAUAGAAACUCCUCAACCACCCAUAUACCUCAUGAUAACCCCCUGGUUUCAUACCAUGGGUCUGAUGGGGUCCCUCCUAUAUCUGGCCAGUGGGAGGAACAUGGUUUAUCUGCCGAAGUUCGAGAUUGAAGUGUACUUGAAAUGCAUUGAAAAGUAUAAGGUGACUCGUCUCUACGUAGUGCCGCCUGUACUGGUGGCAAUAGUGAAAUAUCCCAACAAGUAUAACUUGAGUACAGUCGACCUGAUAUACAGCGGAGCUGCGCCGCUCACGAAAGAGACAGCUGAUGCAGUGAAGGAAAAAUUCCCAAACGUGAAAUCGGUUCUCCAAGGCUACGGUAUGACAGAGACUGCUUUAGCAGUCACUCGGUGCACUGAUGCGGACUCAAAGUCUGGGACAGUGGGAACGGUCGUGCCUGGAGCUAUCAUUAAGGUCAUCGACUUAAAAACCCGGGAGCCCGUAGGAGCCAACCAGUCUGGCGAAAUCUGCGUCAAAGGCGGUAUCGUCAUGAAGGGCUACAUCGGCAAGGACCGGAGAGAAGACUUCGAUGAUGAGGGGUUCUUCAGGACUGGAGACGUGGGCUAUUAUGAUGAGGAUGGGGACUUCUUCAUCGUAGAUCGGUUGAAGGAGCUGAUCAAGUAUAAGGGCUACCAGGUGGCUCCAGCGGAGCUGGAAGCAGUCCUGCUGCAGCACCCAGCAGUACGCGAUGCAGGUGUAGUGGGUAUACCCGACAGUAGCGCUGGAGAGGUGCCUCGCGCUUUCGUUGUGCUCCAACCUGGUGCCACGGCGACUGAUGAAGAGUUACGGAAGUUUGUUGCUGAGAAGCUCUCCAACCCGAAGCAUCUACGGGGUGGUGUGCGAUUUGUUCCAGAAAUACCAAAAAACCCCAGCGGGAAGAUACUGCGCAGAGAGCUACGAAAACUUGCGCGUGCGCAGCAGAGCAAACUGUAAAUGAGUUACAAAUAGAGAUGCCCCAAAUA